This is a messenger RNA of Cladophialophora bantiana CBS 173.52, 885 nucleotides long. RefSeq lists its product as uncharacterized. The record is from RefSeq and is a predicted model, not a curated record. The coding region runs from base 1 to 885 and encodes 294 amino acids. The transcript has 2 exons. Lineage: Eukaryota; Fungi; Ascomycota; Eurotiomycetes; Chaetothyriales; Herpotrichiellaceae.
AUGGCGCUCCUGUCCUCUACACUCCUUCUCCGCACACACUCCCUCACCCUCCUCACAUGCGCCUACUACCUCCUGACCUCGCCCACAUCCCUCCUGUCCUCGACCCCCAUAUGGCUCCUCGGGGAGAGCAUGAGCGUCCGUCCCGCGGGAUAUGCCCUGGAAAUAACGCCCAAUGACGCGAGCACACGAAUGAGCAAGAACACCAACGUGAAAGGCCGGCUCGCGGGACAGGGAAGGGGAACAGGGCAGCCCGAGAGGGAACUGUUCGCGUUUCUGGCGCUGGUGGUGGUGGUUUAUGCGGUCACGCAGUUUCUCUUUGCGGGGGACCUCUCCAUGCUUCAGAGUACCGCUGCUACUACCGCACCCUCGUCGUCUUCAACGCAAGCGGCGUCGUCGAGAGGCACGGGCGUGAGCAGCCCCCGCAACGACUCCCCUGCAAAGUCACCCUCGCGCUACGCCGAAGAGCUGCACACCCUCCUGACAGCCCAAUCGCGCUGGCUCACGCUCUCGGCGAUACACGUCUUGGCCUCGUCAACGUUGGUGUUUUGGAUUUACAUGUUCCACUCGCAUUCUGCCUCGGAGUCAUCAUCUGCAACAACACCUGUGGGACUCGCAGCCGCUGUCGAGGCAGAUGAACUGGCACUGCUUAGGGCAGAAGAGAGAGAUGCGCUGGCGCUGGAAGCAGCAGCAGAGGCAGAUGAGGACACACUGGCAGCGCUGCUUGCGGCGGAGGUGGUUGCACCGCCGGCCGUGCUGGAUCCAGACACGGAGGACGAGGAGGUUGCGCUGCCGCUGGACGUCGAGGUGCAGGUUGCCGAUGCAGGCUGCAGAAGACAGAAGGUUCAGCUAGACCAUCCCGAGGCGUGGACUGAAACCGGAAGAUGA